Aureobasidium namibiae CBS 147.97 is the source of this 765-nucleotide messenger RNA. RefSeq lists its product as uncharacterized. The record is from RefSeq and is a predicted model, not a curated record. The transcript has 2 exons. NCBI's taxonomy places the organism in Eukaryota, Fungi, Ascomycota, Dothideomycetes, Dothideales, Saccotheciaceae. Bases 1 to 765 code for a protein of 254 amino acids.
AUGGUAUCGACUCGCAAUCACCCACAAGACUUCCCUGCGCAAGGGUCCACUGAAUUGACUCCACAGACACCAUUGAGAGGUAACUUGUCUUCAAUGGCAUUGCAAACUCCCGCUCAGAAAGGGGACAACGACCAGGGGUCCUGGUCUCAUACACCGUCGCUUCUCACUUUAACUUGGCUUGCCAUCUCGUUGCCGUUGGUCAUCUGGGACACUGGCUAUGUCUUCCUUCGUCCACACUCCAUGCCUGGAGGCAAAUACCAGAAGCCUCUGUGGGUGCCUUAUGAGCUCUACGGUCAGGUUGAUCACGUUUACGGCUGGCCUGCAUACAACUCGGGCAACGGGUUCACCGCUGCUCAGUCUGCUGUGAAUGUCAUCGAGUGUGUAGGUUAUUUCUACUAUCUCUACCUGCUUUGUGUUCACGGCAGGACCGAGAAGAACGUCCAGGGCACUGGCGCUCCUGACCAGCAGAAGAUCGGAAAACUCGCACAGAGUCGAACUGUGUACGGAAAAGCUGCUGCACAGGCCGCCGUUCUGCUGUACGGCGUUGCUCUCAUGACGUUGAGCAAGACCGUGCUGUAUUUGCUCAACGAGGUAUUUUCUGAAUUUGCCCAUAUCGGCCACAAUGACGCCUCGUCCAUCUUCUUCCUCUGGGCUCUCCCCAAUGGUGCCUGGAUCGCCCUUCCAACAUAUCUCGUCUACGUUUCUGCCAAGGAAAUCAUGGAAGGCUUACAGGUUGCUGUGAGCAGCAGCAAGAAGACUCAGUAA